Ictalurus furcatus (blue catfish) is the source of this 971-nucleotide messenger RNA. It is a transcript of the gene psmd9, whose product is annotated as proteasome 26S subunit, non-ATPase 9. Gene Ontology annotation, cellular component: cytoplasm; nucleus. The record is from RefSeq and is a predicted model, not a curated record. The coding region runs from base 47 to 688 and encodes 213 amino acids. Gene Ontology annotation, biological process: proteasome regulatory particle assembly. NCBI's taxonomy places the organism in Eukaryota, Metazoa, Chordata, Actinopteri, Siluriformes, Ictaluridae. The transcript has 6 exons. Gene Ontology annotation, molecular function: protein binding.
UGUCCUCUUUGGCACGCCGUACGUGUAGUUUGCUCAGAAGUCAGCCAUGAAGAUGACGGAGGAAAACAGUAAUGAUAAACCCGCAAUUACAAUGGAGGAGGUCCAGCGUCUGAUUAAAAAGAAAGAUGAAAUUGAGGAGCAGAUUAAAGCAUACCACGAGGUGCUAGAAGAUCAAGGCGAUGUGGGCAUGCACGCACCUCUAGUGGAUGUGGAAGGCUAUCCUCGCGCAGAUGUGGAUUUGUUCCAGAUCCGAACAGCAAGGCACAGCAUCUCAUGUUUGCAGAAUGAUCACAAAGCGAUCAUGGUGGAAAUCGAAGAGGCCCUUCACAAACUGCAUGCUCGGGAAAGAGCCAAGCAAGAGCAGGACCAGGCAGAAGCGCAGAUGGAGAGCAUGGAGCAGGACCUGUCUUUGCCGCCCCCUUUUGCCCGAGUGGACACUGUGACUCAAGGUUCCCCUGCUUAUCAGGCGGGUCUGUGCGUGGGUGAUGAGAUCGCCGAGUUCGGUUCAGUUAAACCGAGCAACUUCCACAACCUGCAAAACAUCGCUUCUGUGGUGCAGCACAGUGAGGGGAAAUCUGUGAGUGUCGUGGUGAUUCGGAACGGACAGAAAGUUCGCCUCAGCUUAACUCCACAGCGCUGGUCUGGAAGAGGUCUUCUAGGGUGCAACAUCGUUCCUCUUCGCAGAUGACCGAGAUCAGGAAAGCUCAAGACCCAUUCCGGCCAAAGGGCUUGCCUUUAAACCAACCCGAGCAUUUUUUUGUCACCGAGUGACUAAACACUUUCUACAUUUUCCAAUAUAAUUUGUUUAGACAGAAUUAUUUUUCAAUUCAUAAAUACACUGAUCACACAUUUGUGCAUUUAAACCCUACACAUGUCUUUGUAUUUAGUGAAGUUAUGGCAUGGGGGAAAAAAAUCCAGACUAUUUUCUAGUGCAGAAGCUGCACAGAAUAUGAAUAAAUAUUUAACAACUA